Molecule: messenger RNA, 2339 nt
Organism: Zingiber officinale
Lineage: Eukaryota; Viridiplantae; Streptophyta; Magnoliopsida; Zingiberales; Zingiberaceae
Exons: 7
Coding region: 54-2192 (712 amino acids)
Molecular function (GO): protein binding
Source: RefSeq, a predicted model, not a curated record
UUUCAUUCGCCAGCACACCAGGGUCUCACCAUCCCCACCACGUACCUCUUACCAUGGCGCCGCCACCAGUAAUCCUCCUACCGCCGAUCAUCUCCGACGAAGAGGAGGAGAUGGAGCAGUCUAGGAGUAGCGAUGACGAAGAUAUGGAGGAGUUUAGGCCUCCGCCAGACUACAACGAGAAGCACUACAGAACGGUUUACAAGCUGAUCCUCGACGAGAAGACGGAUGCUCUCGUGAGGCUGGCCGAGAACCCCGAGGGCCCGGUCAACCUCAUGGACGAUCCCCUGCUCAGCGUCGUCAUUACCUGCCAGAAAACCCAGAUAGCGCUUAAACUUAUCAAGAAGUUGUCCCACGACAAACUCGAGGCUGAAAACUACGACGGCGACACGGCGCUGCAUGUAGCCGCCGCCUUAGACAACCUGAAGGUGGCGAACGCGUUGCUGAACAAAUCCCCCAGUCUAGCGGAGAAGCGAAACAAUAAGGGGGAGACGCCGCUGCACAAGGCGGCUCUCUUUGGGCAGCGGGAGGUGUUUUGGCGUCUGGCGGACAAGAGUAUAAGCCCGCCGGAGGACCGGACGUACGAUGACCGUACCUACGAUGGAGCCACUGUGCUCCACUGCGCCAUCAUGGGCAAUGCGCCGAGGCUGGCGUUGGAGAUUGCGAUGAAGUGGCAGGAAUUGGCAAUAUACCGGAAUUACGCAGCGCUGACUCCAUUGCAACUGCUGGCGAGCAUUCCGGAGGCAUUCCGCAGCCAAUUGGUCCUCGGAUCACUCGAAAACUUCCUCUAUAACUGGAUUCCCCGAUUCAAGGAGCCUCCCAAGUGGAUUCGCAAGCGAGGCAAAAGCGAUAUCGAGAAUCAAGACUCUGACGGUGAAAAUUCACAAGAAAUUGAGAAAAAGAAAGAUGAAGAAAGAGGGAGAUGGAUUUCCAUGUUAUUCUACAAUAUUUUAAGAUCAAUUCACGAAUUGCUUUUCCAUCUUCUAUGGCGAGUUUCGAGCAGGAUUAGCGAACUGUACGAUCUAAAACAAUUUCACCUGGACACUGUGGAACUCAUUGAAUGCCUAGCGAAGUACCCCAAAUACUUCGACUUCUGCGCCAAUGGACAUGCCCGUAACUACAAGGGCCAUGGCAUUCUGGACCGUAAGAAAGGGCUAGAGUCCCAGCAGCGCAAGCUGCUGCUCGCGUUCGUCGACGAGCUCCUCCGCCUCCACGACGACACCCGCGGCAGCGAGGCGCCGGCGGUCCAGGGGCUUCUCGAGAGCGAGAUGUCUUCGAAGCGGAACUUUUCGGAGCCGCCGCUGAUCACUGGGGCCGACAUGGGCCUGCACGAGUUCGUGGAAAAGAUCCUGCACGUGUGCCCGGAGUCGGCGAUGUACGUGGACACCCGCGGCCGGAACGUCCUCCAGGCAGCAAUCGAGAGCGGCAACCGGGAGAUCGUGGAGAUCAUCCGCCAGAAGACGAAGGGCCCUAAUCCUGUCCUUCCCUCCUGGCUGCUCUCACACACUGAGUCAAGGACGAGGAGGACCAUCCUGCAUUUUGCUUCGGAGAGGAUUCCUCCCGAUACAGAAGACGUCGUGCAGUUGCAAGACGAGCUCCUUUUUUUUGAGAAAUUGCAAAGGAUGGUGCCGAAGGAGCUGAUGUACAGUCGGAACGAGGAGAGGAAGACGGCGCAAGAGGUGUUCAGUGAGAACCACAAACAGAUGGUCAAGAACUGCAAGAACCAGCUGAUGGAGAUGGGGAAGACCUGCGCGGGGCUGGUGGCCGCGGUGGUGUUCGCAUCGAGCUUCUCGAUCCCCGGCGAGAAGGACGACAAGACAGGGAAUCCGGUGUACAUGAACAGGCUGCCCUUCAAAAUCUUCUCCCACACCUACGUCAUCGGCCUCUCCUGCGCCACCACCUCGCUGGUCCUCUUCCUCUCCCUCGUCAUCUCGCCCUACAGGGAACAGCAGUUCCGGCGGGCCAUUCCGACCAAGUACUUCUUGGCCUGCUUGUCCUUCGCCAUGGCGCUCUUGGCGCUGCUCGUCUCCUUCACCUGCAACAUCUUCCUGCAGAUUUACGGCGGGAAGAGAACGGAGUCCGACUACCUGAUUCCGCUCAUACUGGAGCUCACCGUCUUCCCUGCCCUCUGCUUGAUUGUGCUGUACUACAGGGGAGCCACCUUUUGGCCGGCGUUCAGGAAUAUUUGGAAGUAGACAACCAAAGUCAUAUGCAUUCAUUAGUGCGUCUGGAGUGCUAAUACUUGAUCCCAUUCAUUGGUGUGUUGAGAUUUGGUGCAUUGUUUGUCUUGUUGGAUUGCUUUUGUGCAUUGUUUCAUGUUUGUCUUGUUCCUGAGAUUCAUA